Messenger RNA from Nycticebus coucang (slow loris), 501 nucleotides. It is a transcript of the gene GCSAML, whose product is annotated as germinal center associated signaling and motility like. The transcript has 4 exons. Lineage: Eukaryota; Metazoa; Chordata; Mammalia; Primates; Lorisidae. The record is from RefSeq and is a predicted model, not a curated record. The coding region runs from base 1 to 381 and encodes 126 amino acids. Gene Ontology annotation, biological process: regulation of lymphocyte migration; regulation of B cell receptor signaling pathway.
AUGCCUCCGCCCACAGGUCUCAGUCCACACCCAGCAAGCCUCUGCUUGCCAGAUCAGUUGGACUCAGGGCGAGAAAAGACUGCAUUUGAAAGACAAAGUCAAGGACAACAUAAGAAAAUUGAAGAAAUUUCAUCCACUUCUAAUCAGGAGACUGGAAGUGGUUCUGAAGAAGUGUGCUACACUGUCAUUAAUCACAUCCCCCAUCAGAAGCCCUCCCUGACCUCCCAUGAUGGUGAUUAUGAGAACAUUGACUCCAUCACAAGGAGAGUGAGACGGCUUAGAGAAGGAUCAGAAACAGAAUAUGCCCGUGUUAGGAUGUCUGUUACUAGGGCUUCUUCCGGCACCCAGGAGCAUGAUUAUGAACUUGUGUUUCCACACUAAAGCCCUCAGCUUGCCUCCUUAUCCCCAGCAAUGAAAAUGAUGCAGAAUGGCAGACUCCAGAGGAGAUCUUCACUCUCAACGGUUCAUGAGAUGUUCAUUUCUGUCCAGAGUUUAACAAUU